Molecule: messenger RNA, 1118 nt
Organism: Mesitornis unicolor (brown roatelo)
Lineage: Eukaryota; Metazoa; Chordata; Aves; Mesitornithiformes; Mesitornithidae
Product: ephrin type-A receptor 7-like
Exons: 10
Biological process (GO): axon guidance; protein phosphorylation
Cellular component (GO): neuron projection
Molecular function (GO): ATP binding; transmembrane-ephrin receptor activity; protein binding
Source: RefSeq, a predicted model, not a curated record
CGCCCACUCCCGUCACCGACAUCCGCACGGACCGGGUGGAGCAGAAGAGCAUCUCCUUGUCCUGGCAGGAGCCGGGCUUGGCCCCCGCCAACGGCACCGAGUACGAGGUCAAGUACUACGAGAAGGAUCAGAGAGAUCAAAGUUACUCAACUGUGAAAACCACAUCAACGGCCGUGACGGUCAAUAACCUGAAGCCUGGCACACUCUAUAUUUUCCAAAUCCGGACGUCUUCCUCCGCAGACUAUGGGAGCUCCAGCCCCAGCAUCGAGGUGGAGACGCUGGCAGAGCUGACGGUGGCCUCCAGCGAGCAGAGCCCCGUCCUCAUCAUCGCGGUGGUGGCCAUCGCGGGGCUGAUGGUGCUGGUGUCCAUGGUGAUCGGCGUGAUGGUGUGGAGGCGGCAGUGCGGGUACAGCAAGGCCAGCCAGGACGGGGACGAGGAGCUCUACUUCCACUUCAAAAUACCGACCAGGAGGACCUACAUCGACCCUGACACCUGCGAAGACCCCAUGCAGGCCGUGCACCUCUUCGCCAAGGAGCUGGAUAACGCUAGCGUGAAGAUUGAGAGGAUCAUCGGCACGGGCAAGUUCCUCUGUGGCGUGGUGGCCUGCACCAUGGGCCAGUUCGACCACGCCAACGUCAUCCGCCUGGAGGGCGUCAUCACCAGGGGGAGCACCAUGAUGAUCGUGAUGGAGUACAUGGGCAACGGGGUGCUGGACGCCUUCCUCAGGAAGCACGAGGGGCAGCUGGCAGCCGCCCAGCUCGUCUGCAUGUUGCAGGGCAUUGCCUCGGGCAUGGCGUACCUGGCGGAGAUGGGGUACGUGCAUAGGAGCCUGGCCGCCCACAAGGUGCUUGUGAACAGCAGCCUGAAUUGCAAAAUCACCGGCUUCAGGCGGCCUCAGGAGGACAAGAUGGAGACCAUCUUCUCCACCAUGGUGAGCUGCAUUNNNGUCCUGUGGCCGCCCCCCGAAGCCAUCCAGUAUCACCAGUUCAGUCCGGCCAGCGACGUGUGGAGCUUCGGCAUCGUCAUGUGGGAAGUGAUGUCCUACGGCGAGAGGCCCUACUGGGACAUGUCCAACCAGGACGUGAUGAAGGCCGUGGAGGACGGUUUCCGCCUGCCC